Frieseomelitta varia is the source of this 4750-nucleotide messenger RNA. It is a transcript of the gene Pde8, whose product is annotated as high affinity cAMP-specific and IBMX-insensitive 3',5'-cyclic phosphodiesterase 8. The record is from RefSeq and is a predicted model, not a curated record. Lineage: Eukaryota; Metazoa; Arthropoda; Insecta; Hymenoptera; Apidae. The transcript is spliced from 18 exons. Gene Ontology annotation, biological process: positive regulation of ERK1 and ERK2 cascade; signal transduction. Gene Ontology annotation, molecular function: 3',5'-cyclic-nucleotide phosphodiesterase activity. Bases 2081 to 4567 code for a protein of 828 amino acids.
AUCUCCGGAAGUGGUAAACAGAAAGAAAAAGAGGGGAGCUCGUUUAGAAACGUCGUAACGGGACAGAAGCUCACUUCUCCAACGUCUCUUCUGAUUUCGAAGUUUCGUCCAUCGUUCUCCGGAAGUAGGAAACGGAGAAGUGGAGGAAAGGAAGUUGAUUCAGAAACUUAGGAAGAGUGGAGGGGGAAUGGGUUCGGAGACGUACAGCGUCAGCCUUUCUUUUUCUCACGCAAUCGUUCCUCAUCAGCAAUUAACCCUCUCAGCCAAGAGCAAUUGCGAACUGUUUCGUUUCGAACACGUGGCGUGGUUCGCACUGUCGAGUGGUCUCAUUAAUCUUGCAUCGAGUUUUCUGGAAGUUUCGAAAGGGGCGGGCGACGAGAGAUCAAUCGCGGCACGACCUAACCAUCCUGAAUAUUUAAUCGGCCUGUCGAGAGCUCUGAUUCCCUUUCGAACGAAUUAUUUAACGACACCCUGUUUUUAUACCCUCUCUGCCUCCCUCGUUUGUCGUUGUUCUUUCUUUUAUCAAAAACUCGGUGCACCGCCGCCAGGUUCAUACUUCUCCCGCUGCUUGGUCAGACAGGCCGACCAUAGACAGGGUAUAAGCUACUGUCUAUAGACGGUCUGUAGGCACCAACAACAAGAGAGCAGCCGAAGAAGUUGAACGAGCAACGAUGUCGUGACUGGUAUAUUAUAUCUUGCACAAUACUUUGCCCAACGAUUUCAGGGGGAUUGUCUAGUUUUCAGGGAGCUCUUGUUUCGCUAAUAGAAAUCAUCGAGACGCAGUUGUAAUUCACGUUUGUCGAGGAACUUUCUAAAAUCAUCAGCAGAGAAAUAUAUCAUGCCUCUUUUUAACUGAUCUUUCCUGUUUCUAAGUAAAUUGUGAGUAAAUACAUUAACACGUAAGUAAAUUAACACGUAGUAAAACUACUUCCGGAAUGUUCUUCAAACGUGAUACGAGUUACUUGAGAUUAUUUUUUUGUACGAGUUGGUUUUCUUUUUCUCGGCGAAUUGGUAGUUUCCAUCGGUUUACUAUUGUCCCCGUACGAUCGUUCGGGGACGUGAUGUAAAUUAUCGGUCGAGAUUAUUUUACGGCGAGUAGGUUCGUCUUUUUAAAAUAGAUUCUUCUCCGCGAGUUUUUAGACGGUUCUCUUCGUUUCUUCUCUGACUUAGCUGGCAAAAGUUUACAGGAAGCGAGCGCUAAUGAAAGCAGAUGGUCGAUGAACGAGCACGGUUCGCUGCGAGCAGAAGUUUUUUCAAUGAUAUUGUCUGGAAAGUUUGUUACGUGACAGCGGAUGGAAAUUUGUUUUCAUUGAUCAAGGAAUCCAGUGAGCUUUUAAUCCAACUCGAACUUCUUUACUGUUUGGUAGCACGCUAUUUGAUAGGAAUUGUUCUUAAAUUAGUAACAAGUAUUUUCAUUCGAGCAAAGUUAAAAGAUGUGUAUUUUAAUUUUAGUAGUUGACAAGCAGAGUUUAAUCUCAUGUUUUUAAAUAGCAGGGGAAAUCAUUAAUCUUAUCGAGACGUCUCACAAAAAUUUUCAUUACGAUACUACCAGCUUCUCGAUAGUUCAAUUAAAAAAUCCCGAUAGCAUUUAUUUAUAAUCGAAACGACUGCGGUUGCUUUUUAUCGUUCGACUGUUUAUUCGAUUCGCUAUUGAUAAUCGCUCGAAGAGCGAUCACUUGGAAGAGCUACUUUAUCACAGAUAGAGCUUUUGCUCCUGAUAGAGAGUGGAAAAGGAUAAUCUAGACCGAUUAUGAUAUUUUCAAUUUAGUACCGCGAUGAACGUUUUUCCGCGAACACGUGUCCCAACGACGCCAUAAAUCACAAGUCCUGCGUGUUGCACAAUAAUCUUUCCUACGGCACGGCCAGUAUAUAUUCUACAAUUAACGAAAUGUAAAUUGGAACGAUCGGCUAAUUAAACUCAAUUUUCUGAACAUGAACCGUUACGAAUCGAACCAACGACCCGACUCACGUGGACGAUUAAUUACGUGAACGUAAUUGUUAUUUAUCAGUGCGGAUUGAUUGAAUAGAUCGUUUGUGAAUCGUUCGUGUCAACUAAUGAUUUUCCAUCAUACUAGCACCGAUGAACGAGCUAGAAGCAAAUAACAGGCGAUCGACGCAGAUCCCGAUCUACGUUUGUCGAUCGAACGACGUCUAUCAGGCUCCUACGUGGUACAGUUGGAUUUUCCAAAUAGCAUGCAGCCCCUUUCGAAAGAAAUGGGACGCGAAUAAAAACGAAAUACCUCAGUUGCCUGCACAGAGAGGACCGCAAAAUAUUGAAGCUCAUCCGUUGACGAACAGUGUUCCUAGUCUCGUAAAAAUAUUACUGGUCUUCCCCAAAGAUGACCAACAAAUGGACAUUCUCGCCAACACGUCGAGACGAUUGGGCUGGAGCGUGUCGGCGGCGAAGGACAUGGAAAAAGCGGUGGAAUCCUUCCAGGAUCGAGGUCACGAGCUAGUGAUCAUCGAUUAUCGGGGGCAACGCUCUGCGGAGGCCGACAUGAUUUGUAGGGCGAUCAGAUCUAGUCCCGUUUACCAUAAUUCCGUUAUUAUAGCACUUGUAAAGAAAUCGUUCCUGAUGCACGGCGAGAAAGAUAAAAUCGUGAUGCUGGAUUUACUGGAAACAGGAUUCAGCAGAGCUUUAAUGGAGUGUUCACACGAGAGGAUCCUAAUAAACGAACUAGUAGGGAUUUAUGCUAGCGCUCUGGUACCAAGAACGCAACUGGCGGCUGCCAAUGCGCUCUACUUGGCACUUGACAGAUGCCGUGACAUGGUUCACGUGACGAACGAUAAACACAUUGUACAGUUUGUUAAUAAAAUUAGCGAGAAAUUACUAGGUUAUAAGACAAGCGAAAUCUUGGGGAAAAGCAUCACGGACAUAGUGAUCUACGAUAACUUCAUUCUAAUGGAGCAACACAUAAGCAAAGGCCGGGAGUUCGAAGGGAACAUGAACUGUAAACGAAAGGACAAUCAAACGAUCACGAUCAGCUGCAGAGUGAUACCUUACAGUAUUAGCUUAAAAAAACCGAAUUAUUAUAUUUACAUAUACGAUACCACGUAUUUAUCAGAGAAUAUUGAACUGUUGAGCUCGGCCAUGCAACCAAGAGGAACCGUCGUGUCUCAGCGAAAGAUGUCCGAAAUCAAAUCCAUCGAGGGACGCAGGCGGUCCAGUAUACGCAAGUUACACAGCUUGCAAUUAGAAGCACCCAUUACGAAAGUGAUCACCCUCCUCUCUAACGCGAUCAUGGAGCUCGAGAAUCCUGAGACAGCGGCGCAAAUCGAGAAGGCGAUUGAUAUUCUCAAAACUACUGAACUUUACGAGCCAACUGUGAGAGAAGAUGCCGAUCCACUAACGACCGAGUUCGUCGAAGCUCUGCUUUCCUCGCCGAAGAAAGCACGGGAGUCGAGACGAUCGUCGGUCGAAUCGGCGCGAUUUUUCGCUGAGAGGAGUGUCAACGAUGUUCCGAGCUUGCACAUGCAGAUCAAGGGUUUCAAAAACCCCCAGGAGAUCACGGAUGUUCUUGAGAAAUGUCUGGAAUGGGACUUCGACAUAUUCAAGCUGGAGACUUUAACCGAGAGCAGGCCACUACUCUUCCUUGGGAUGACUAUCAUGAACGUGUAUCGCGUACCCGCUAGGCUCGGCUGCGACGAGAAAAUCGUACAAAAAUGGUUGACCAUCAUCGAGAUGAAUUACAAGGUUCGAAACAGCUAUCACAAUUCAACGCACGCUGCGGAUGUACUGCAGGCUACGGCCAGAUUCAUGCAGUCGGAAAGGUUGAAACUGAUCUUGGAACCAUUGGACGAGGUCGCGGCUCUUAUCGCGGCCGCUGCGCACGACAUCGAUCAUCCGGGUAGAUCCAGUCAAUUUCUUUGCAACUCCAACAACAAGCUAGCGAUCCUCUACAACGAUCUGAGCGUCCUUGAAUCACACCACGCAGCACUGACCUUUAAGUUAUCGUUAUCGGACGACAGCGUGAAUAUCUUUCAAAAUUUGGAAAGGGAUUCAUACAAACAAGUUCGUCAAACGAUCAUAGACAUGAUCCUGGCCACCGAGAUGACGAAGCAUUUCGAACAUUUGGCAAAGUUCAUGAAUGUGUGCAGCGCGAGGAUAAUGGACAACCAACACAUGGACGUUUACCCGGACGCGGUGGAUAUGUCAGUUGUGUUGCAGCCAGAAAACGUGGUAUUGGUGAAAAGAAUGAUGAUCAAGUGCGCGGACGUGUCGAAUCCAACUCGACCAUUAAGGUUUUGCAUCGAAUGGGCAAGACGUAUCGCGGAAGAAUAUUUUAAUCAGACCGACGAAGAGAAGAAGUUGAGAUUGCCGGUACUGAUGCCGAUGUUCGACAGAUCAACGUGCUCGAUACCAAAGUCGCAGAUCGGUUUCGUCGAUUUUAUCAUUAACGACAUGAUCGAGGCGUGGGAUGCGUUCAUCGACAUGCCAGAGAUGGUGGGAUACAUGAGGCACAAUUACGAUAAAUGGAAGGAAUACAACGAACGAGGCAUAUCAACUUUACUGGACAUCGACAAGAUACAAGAGCUCCCUGAAUUUCGAAUACGCCAACCUUCGUGACCCAUGGAACUCAAUCCCACUCAUACUCUUUCGUCCGUCCCAAAAUGCAAUAGUUCCACGCAAAUGAUGUGUAAAAUAUUCGUAAUAUUUAAGGUUUAGAGAUAAAUAAUAACAUACGACACGCGUCGUACAGUUGUAAGGUUUUUUUUUUUUUUUUUUAGAAAAUACACGUAAUUCAACAAC